This is a messenger RNA of Strongyloides ratti, 1701 nucleotides long. Its product is annotated as Ribosomal protein L1 family and Ribosomal protein L1, 2-layer alpha/beta-sandwich domain and Ribosomal protein L1-like domain-containing protein. The record is from RefSeq and is a predicted model, not a curated record. The transcript is spliced from 2 exons. Lineage: Eukaryota; Metazoa; Nematoda; Chromadorea; Rhabditida; Strongyloididae. Bases 1 to 1701 code for a protein of 566 amino acids.
AUGGGUAAGAAAAGUCCUGCUAAAUCUAUUUCUUUGUCAAAAAAGGCUAAAGAAGUUCCAAAAAAUGGAGUCAAUAAGCAAACGGCGAAAGUUACUACAAAGAAGAUUUCAAAUAAUGAUGAAAAAAUUUCAUGUUUAGAAAACAAAGAUACUAUAUUUGAUACUAUUGUUGAAAAGGUAGAAGAUGCUGUCAAAUGUCAAAAAGAAUAUGCUUCUAAAUUAUCAAAAAAUUCUCUUUUUCCUGAUGUUGAUAAUGCUCUAAGUUUAACAUUUACCUUAAAGAGAUUGGCCCCUGGUCAUCAAAGUUCUACAAAAUUUGUUGAUUUACCAUUUCCUGAACGUUCUUUUGAGAAUACAUCAGUUUGUCUCAUUCUCCCAGAUAUUGCUAAAACAAAGGAAGUUAAUACAAAUGCUGACACAGAAAUUGAGUCACGUGAAUGGGCUGAGGUAUUGGAGGAGAAAUUUGGUAUAGACAAAUCAUUUUACUCAAAAAUCUAUACCCUUCGUCAAUUAAGAAGAGAAGUUAAAGGUUAUGAAGCAAUAAAAUCUUUCUCCAGAACCUAUGAUGUUUAUAUGUCAGCAUCUAAUAUUUUCAAAAGUACAAUAUCACACUUAGGAAAAAAUUUUUUGAAAGCCAAUAAGACCUUGUAUCCUCUUUGUCUUAAAAGUCAUCCAAAAGAAAGAAUUGAAAACGCUGUAAAGAAAGUUGCUGUUAGAAUCAAUCCAUCAAAAUUAAACAUGCUUUCUAAGAUAGGAAAUACAUCACAAAAAGAAAAUGAAUUAGUUAAGAAUGCUGAAGUUGUUUUAAAAGCAUUUAUAGAUAAUGUUCCAGGAGGUUUAGAAAACAUUAGGUGUAUCUAUCUCGGUAAUGUUGGUGGGGUUGUGUCUCUUCCUGUAUAUGUUAGUGCUGGUAAUCCAGAUUCAGUUAAGAUACCAAAACCAAAACAUUUGAUUGAUACUGAAGCUGAAGUAGUUGAUGAAGUUAGUACAAUUGUAAAUGACAACAUUGUUGUCGGAGUAACUAAAAGUGGUAAAAUAAAUUUCAGAAACGCUACGACAAAAGAAUUGUUGGGAAAGAAAAGAAAAAAUCCAAAACCAGAAGAGAAAGAUGCCAAUCCACCAAAAAUAACUAAAAAAGAUAAUGUUGUUUCAUUGGAGAAGGAUAAAGAUGCUAUUCCAGAUACUCUUACUAAAAAGAAAGAAGUAAAAGUUGUCAAUAAAAAGGCUAAAGAAGAAUCUUCUUUAAAAGUGGCAACUACGACACAAAAGAAAGCACAAAAUGGCAUUAAGAUUGCUUCAGUCAAAAGUAUUGAUGUAGAUAUGUCUAAUGAUAAAGUUAUUAAUAAGAAAAUUAACACUGUCGUUACUGACAAAAAGGAAAAAUCUGACAUUAAAACCCAACAAACUCCAAAAAAUAAAAAAGUUGUUGAAAAGAAAAAUACUAAUAAUAGUAAAGUAGUUAAUGGUAAGAGAGAACUCACACCACCAACACUUCGGUUAUCAGCUAGACAAAAGGCUAAAGAAGCUUCUAAGUCAAAGAUUGAACAAGUUAAACCAAAAGUUGAUACUCCAUUUAAACCAAUUCCUAAAGCACCUAAAGUAUUUGUUGCAGAGACUUCCAACGGGAAAUCUGCUGUUACAAAGAAAGUGAAUGUUGUGUCAAAGAAGAAAACCAAUGGUACUGUUAAAAAAAAUAAGUAA